UAGAAAAUUUGUGUAGUUCUGUGCUUGUGUUGAGGAAAAAGCCAUAUUUUAGUUGAAUAUGGUUGGGUAGAAAGGAAAAAACACUAUAUAAAGAUGACUAGGAAAGGAAAAGGUUUCUCUGGGAUACAAAGGGCAACAAUAAAGCGAAAGAGGAGAGCAAAGCAUCGAGGAGAUGGCUGAGACAUCGUGAUAAUGAACCUGCGUGUGUAUAAAUGUGAAUAGCUCUUUGGGGAAGACGAUGAAAUUACAAAACGAUGCUAGAGCUACAGAGUUGGCUGAUGUCUUUCCAGGUCUGCCUGGCAAUGAUGAAGAUGGAUAUAGGUUGAGAAAUAUAAAACAUUCAGCCUCUGUAUUCUCUGAAAUUCAUGUUUGCGAUGAAGGUAUUAGCGAUGAUUUGUUUUUAAAUUGGCUUUGCCAGUUUGCCCUAUCACCCAAAUAUUAUAUUUGUUUGUUAUCUUGGCAUUGUAUAAGUGAUAAAAUGAAAUUCUUACAUACUGUAAGUUUUAUCAGCUAUUUUUGCUUUGUUUAUUUAUUAUACAAAUCAUGUGCACCUUUGAUAUAUGCCUUGGGCUGCUAUGUCGAAUCUACACCUCAACUAAUAAGAUUUUGCCUUGAACCUUUAGGUAAACAAGAAGAGCUGAAGCCAACUUUUGUAAACUGAGUGAGUGAUACAAAGUUGCAUGAGAGAUGGGUACAUGGCACAACGUCAAAACCCAAAUGAAUGCCUGAACCCCUGGUAUCAACCCGUAUCGGCUUGAUGUCCAAAGCAUAAACCUCACAGCGUCCACACUGUUCACUGUACUGUUGCUUCAGCUUUUUGCCAUUUCCGUAGUGGUGCUGCAAGCAGAGAAAGGAUUAUGGAGGGACUUUCCAUACCUGCUGGUCACCAUACAAGGCAUAAUUCCUUUGUACGUGACAAGAAGAGGUUAAGAAAAUCUGAUUUUCAUGCCAACCAGAAGCAAACGAAACGUCGUGAAUGACACGCCUUCCUGCCGAUACAAAGGGAAGAGGCUCUUCAUGAAGCUGAGGGAGUCAGUUUUGAAGCAGUAAGGUUUUAAACAACCCCCUGUUUCAUUUAAUGCAUGAAAUAAUGACUUGCACAGUCCAAAUAUUUACUAUUGCACUUUU
This is a messenger RNA of Paramuricea clavata, 1128 nucleotides long. The record is from the annotation of a GenBank genome assembly. NCBI's taxonomy places the organism in Eukaryota, Metazoa, Cnidaria, Anthozoa, Malacalcyonacea, Plexauridae.